CAAAGACCAUCCCAUUCAACGCUUGCGCCAGAGUAGCAAAACAACCAGCAGUCAUGUCUCCGCUCGCAUUGACGUUUUCCUCCGAGUCGGCUGAUGCCGCCUCAGCAAUCAAAGUACAGCCAUGCGAACACCUGACCCCGAACAUGGAGUUGGGAUCAGAGGAUGUAUUGGUGCGUUACCUGGCCUUUCCGAUCAAUCCACAGGACUUGAUGGCCAUCGCCGGGAAGUAUCCCGUCAAACCAGUAUAUCAACAUCCCGACGGAUCUCGAAUCGCAGGCAACGACGGCAUCGCUCGGAUCGAGCGUGUUGGAAGCGGUGUUGAUCUCCUUCAACCGGGAGACCUGGUUCUACCCCGUUCGCAUGGGCUGGGCACAUGGCGCGAGCUUGCGAUUCUACCUGGGAAAUCAGUCAUCAAGCUUCCAAGAGAAGCCGAUCCUAUUGCAGGAGCGCUCCUGAAGAUGGGAUUCGCGCCGGGAUAUCUCUUGAUUGAGGACACGGCCGUUCUGAAGCCCGGAGACUGGGUGGUGGUUAAUGCCGGCCUGGGCACGAUUCCUCAAAUGGCAAUUCAAUUCGCGCGCCUGCGUGGCUGCCAUGCUGUCGCGGUGGUGCGGGAGCGAGAUGCGGGGGACUUGGAAGCGGCGAAAAGGCUCCUCCACGCUCAAGGCGCCGACGUCGUGGUCACCGGGGAAGAUCUCGCCAAGCAUGGGCCCGCCGCCGACGCAGCCUUGGCAGCGGCCGUCCAAGGAAAGCGGAUCGUGCUGGCGCUCGACGCGGUGUUCGGAGACAGCGCCGAGCACCUGGCGCGACUGCUAGCCCCCAAUGCGACGUUCGUGAAUUAUGGGUCGCUUGGUGGGGGAGAGGGGGUGUUGCGAUUGACGCAAGAGCUUCUGUUCUGGAAGCAGAUCAAGUUCCGCAACUUCCGCCUCUCGCAACAGCUCGCCAGUCGCAGCAAUGCGGAAGUGGAAGGGCUAUUGGCGUGGUUCGUCGACCUGCUGCGCCAGGGACGCCUCAGGACCCCCGAGGUCGAGACGAUUGCUUGGCGGGGAGGAGACGAGGCGGUGGGAGAGUUCGAGGCCCGAGUGCGAGCGGCGCUGGGCAAGGCUGUUCGACGCCCGCUUGGGUUGAAGAAGCAGGUAGUGGUGCUGUGAAUAAGUACAAAGAGAAUCUUUUCUGAG
Pseudocercospora fijiensis CIRAD86 is the source of this 1175-nucleotide messenger RNA. RefSeq lists its product as uncharacterized. NCBI's taxonomy places the organism in Eukaryota, Fungi, Ascomycota, Dothideomycetes, Mycosphaerellales, Mycosphaerellaceae. Gene Ontology annotation, molecular function: trans-2-enoyl-CoA reductase (NADPH) activity. The coding region runs from base 54 to 1148 and encodes 364 amino acids. The transcript has a single exon. The record is from RefSeq and is a predicted model, not a curated record. Gene Ontology annotation, biological process: fatty acid metabolic process. Gene Ontology annotation, cellular component: mitochondrion.